Messenger RNA from Bradysia coprophila, 1116 nucleotides. RefSeq names its product mitochondrial ribosomal protein L45 (gene mRpL45). The record is from RefSeq and is a predicted model, not a curated record. Gene Ontology annotation, cellular component: mitochondrion. Lineage: Eukaryota; Metazoa; Arthropoda; Insecta; Diptera; Sciaridae.
GACAAGCUGUCAACUGUGAGAAUCUGUCAAUAAUUUGUAAUUUGUACGAAACAUGGCAGCGUUUUUUAACAGAGGACUGAUAGAAUGUGUUAAACAGGUCCAAGUCUUUGGUGUUACGUCAUCAUGUGCCAGGACAAUUUUAUUGCCAACCGAACGGAUGACAAACGUUCGACACCACAACAAACAUUGGAAUCCAAAGUUCAAGAAGCUGCGGGCUCUAAAAGUCAUCAAAGUAAAACUUCCGGACUACCGCGAGAAAUCGGAAGACCUGACCAAGGAUCAAAUUAAAAGCCGAAUGAAAGCCAGGGGAGUGUUACCGCCACGUCCAUGGAUGGAACGACCAUUUUUUAUCAGCAGCACUGGAGGCACAUUUGAACCGUAUGUGCCGCCUGAAGGCGAUGGAAAACGAUCAGCAAUCACCACGACCGGUGCCAAGCAAAAAUUCGAAUUAAUCGAAAAGAAGUCGAAGAGCAUGAUGGCCGUCCGUAAGAUUCGAAACUACGAGGAAGACUUUGAUGUGACGAAAUUCGCUGAACAAGCCCAAGACAUUUACAUCCAGUCGCACGAAGCAUUGACAGCCAAGGACAAGCACAGACUUCACGAACUGGUAACCGAAAAAGCAUACCCGGAAAUGAUGCACAACGUUCGCGACAAGACGAUCCACUGGAAAUUUCUAAAGUCACUCGAACCGCCACGAGUCGUGCAUGCCAGAUGCACCGACAUCGUGACGAAAGAAAACAUUUUCGGCCAGGUGACCGUACGCUUCCACACACAACAAGUUCUGGCAAUCUACGAUCGUUUCGGUCGAUUGAUGCAUGGCAGUGAAAUUCUGGCCAAGGAUGUGCUGGAGUAUGUCGUGUUCGAGAAGCAUGUAGCCAACGAAUACGGUGUCUGGAGAUUGCACGAGAAAAUAAUUCCGGAUUGGAUGCCGCCCAAGGAACCAGCAGCCAUUACGUACCGGAUUGAUGACGAACCAGUGAAUGAGGAAGAGACGGUGAAAAGUGAAGAAGUAGCGGUGGCCAUUAAUAGUAAACAGGCUGCCGGUCAAACUGCGGUUGCUUAAUAUAAGGAAUUUUGUGUAAAAAUGGAAACGAAAUACAGAAAAGCGAAUUGUUA